AGGAGCAAAUGUGCGCGGCGACGGAGAGGGAGGGAGGAAAGCGAGUGCGCAAAUAGGCAGCCAGGCACAUCGGCAGCCGCGGCAGAGCAUCUUCCUGAUCCUGAUCUCCCGUGUCUUCAGCUGCCAAUUCUUCGUGUGCGUCUCUGAUUGAGAUUUCACUGCCGGGCUGAAGUGUCCAGAAGCCUCCGCCAACCAUCACCUCCCACUACACACUUUCUCCGGAGCUCGGUUAUUCUUAGCUCAGCUGUGAGAGACUGUCCUUCCGGUCCUUCUCUUAUUUAUCUCAGUUUCUUGAAUAUUUAAUGGAAAAUGGCGAUCUGCGCACAGUCGUACGGUGUCUUCUGCCUCUUGACAAUCCAAACUGUACUUAUCAUAUGCGUCUCCACGCCGACAGCCGGGACCCACCUCUUCCCACAGCACUACACAAUGAUUCACUGGGCUGGACGCAUUGAGAAGGAGCUGGAAAAGGUUCUGCAGCACGUCACCGGAGCUCAGCAGAUGAGAUCGGUCCAGCGUGAGGGUGUGGAUAUCUUUAAGAUUUAUAAUGAGAAGAAGAGCCAGUUUGAAAUCAAGCGAAACAACCCCAGGGAUUUGGUGGAGAGGGUGGCACGGGACAUCUCCAAGCUGCUCAACAGCAAGAGAAAAGCCCUGGAGAAACUGGCCAGAGAAGCAGAGCAGCUUCAGAAAGAACACGUCUGGCAAGAUGGUGUGACGGAGAAUGCCAUUUCAUACUACGAUUCCAAAGCGGAUUCAGACUAUACUGAGGACGGGGAAGAGGAGAAUCCACUGGAGACUUCAUCGUCUUUGGAACUGGAGUUUGUGGACGAUCCCAAUUUUAAAAACAAGGUCAACUACUCUUCGAGUGCAGUCCAGAUUCCUACAGACAUAUACAAAGGCUCCCCCGUCAUCCUUAAUGAAUUAAACUGGACCCAGGCACUGGAGAGGGUCUUCAUUGAAAACCGUAGGGAGGACAGCUCUCUCCGCUGGCAGGUGUUUGGGAGUGCCACGGGCAUGACACGAUACUACCCAGCAACUCCAUGGAGGGCACCCAACAAGAUUGACCUAUACGAUGUCCGCAGAAGACCAUGGUAUAUCCAAGGUGCAUCAUCUCCAAAGGACAUGGUCAUCAUUGUGGAUGUGAGUGGAAGUGUCAGCGGACUCACUCUGAAGCUCAUGAAGACCUCCGUAGUGGAGAUGCUAGACACUUUAUCAGAUGAUGACUAUGUGAAUGUGGCUAGUUUCAAUGAAAAGGCCGUUUUUGUAGUUGAUUGCUUCAGGACUUUGGUCCAGGCCAACGUUCGUAACAAGAAGAUCUUCAAGGAAGCCGUCAUGCGUAUGCAAGCUAAGGGGACCACAGAUUACAAAUCUGGCUUCACAUUCGCCUUUGAACAGCUUCUCAAUGAGAGCAAUGCCCCAAGGGCCAACUGCAAUAAGAUGAUAAUGAUGUUUACAGAUGGCGGGGAGGAUCGCGCACAGGAUAUCUUUGAGAAGUACAACUGGCCCAACAAAACAGUUCGUGUUUUCACUUUCUCUGUUGGCCAGCAUAACUACGAUGUCACCCCUUUGCAGUGGAUAGCAUGCGCCAACAAAGGUUACUACUUUGAAAUUCCAUCUAUUGGAGCCAUCAGAAUCAACACUCAGGAGUACCUGGAUGUCCUGGGCCGUCCGAUGGUACUCGCCGGGACUAAAGCCAAGCAGGUGCUGUGGACAAACGUCUACCAGGAUGCACUGGGUUUGGGCCUUGUCAUCACCGGCACAAUGCCGGUCUUCAACCUCACUGCUGAUACUGCAAGCUCUCAGAACCAGCUCAUCCUUGGAGUCAUGGGAGUAGACAUUGCAAUUAACGAAAUCAAAAAGAAGACACCUACAUACAGACUUGGAGCUAAUGGCUACACCUUUGCCAUCGAUCCAAAUGGUUAUGUACUGCUGCAUCCCAACCUUCGGCCUAAGAUCAUUAACUUCAGGGAGCCCGUCACUCUGGAUUUUUUGGAUGCAGAACUGCAAGACAGCAACAAAGAGGAGAUCCGCCGACAGAUGAUUGAUGGCAAAUCAGGGCAAAGGAAAAUCAAGACGCUCAUUAAAUCAGUUGAUGAGAGGUACAUUGACGAGGCCGUGCGGACGUACACGUGGACCCCUGUGGAGGGUACAGAUUACAGUCUAGGGUUGGUACUGCCUACAUAUAGUGAGAACCACAUCAAGGCCAAUCUAAGUGACCAGAUCCUCCAGGUGCAGUUGUCAUACACCAAGGAUUUUGAGUCACUGCUGCCAAACACUUUUGAGUCUGAAGGACAUGUAUUCAUUGCUCCCAGGGAGUACUGCAAUGAUCUGGAACUGUCCAACAACAACACUGAGUUCCUGCUCAACUUCAUUGCUCUAAUGGAGAAGGUGACACCAGACUCCAAACAAUGUGACAAUUUGCUCCUUCACAACCUCAUUCUGGACACGGGCAUCAUCAGACAGUUGGUCGAGAAAGUGUGGAAGAAUAAAGAUUUGAACACAUACGGCUUCCUGGCUGUGUUUGCUGCAACAGACGGAGGUAUAACAAGAGUGUUUCCAAACAAGGCUGCAGAAACCUGGGAGGAAGACCCUGAGCCGUUUAAUGCCACCUAUUACCGCCGCAGCCUCGACAACAAGGGUUACAUCUUCCGGGCGCCUUAUCGAACAGCCAGGGACGAGCAGCUGAACCCAGAAAAUGACACCGUAGGUAUUCUGGUCAGCACAGCUUUGGAGAUGACAAUAGGAGGGAAGACCAUCAAACCUGCAGUUGUCGGAGUGAAGCUAGACCUCGAAGCCUGGACGGAUAAGUUUAAGAUUCUUGCCAGCAACCAUACAGACAGCCGACAAGGCUCAAAUACGUGUGGACCAAACAGGGGCUGUGAAAUGGACUGUGAAGCCAACAGUGAUGAUCUGCUCUGUUAUUUAGUAGAUGACGGCGGAUUCCUAAUUAUGUCCAAUCAGAAGGACGACUGGAACAAGGUGGGCAUGUUCUUCAGUGAUGUUGACCCCUACUUGAUGUACGCGCUCUACAACAAUUCUUUCUACAACAGCAAACAAUCGUUUGAUUACCAGUCUGUUUGUGAACGGAUGCCCAACAGCGAAGCCGGAGCUGCACCCAGAGGAGUGUUCGUGCCCACUAUUGCAGAUUUUGCCAACCUGGCUUGGUGGACAUCAGCUGCUGCAUGGUCCUUAUUCCAACAGUUCAUAUAUGGACUGGCAUACCACAGCUGGUUCGUCACAGAUGAGGUGGAUGCCGAAGGAAUCGACUCUAAAGAGAGAAGCUGUGUAAUGAUCCAGACCCAGUACUUCUUUAGUAAUCUCAGCAGUUCCUACUACAUACUGCAGGACUGUGGCAACUGCUCCAGGCUGAUUCAUGCCAAGAGGAUAAACAACACCAACUUGCUGUUUGUGGUAGCAGAAAAGAUGCCAUGCAACACCUGCGAGAUAGAGAAGCUAUCCCAGGAGGAGAAGGAGUUCAAGGAGGAGGAUCCAUGUAAAGAAACGCCUGAGGCACGCUAUCGAAAAGGACCCUCCACCUGCUUCGACAGUAACAUCGCUGAGAACACGUCGGACUGCGGGCGAGGUCACUCCUUCCGCCCAUCCCUCUACACUUUGCUGCUCAUUCAGCUGCUUCUGCUUUAUCCAGCUGUCAGUCCUCACAUUCUCUCCCUACUACAUUAAUUUCAUUUUCCUGCACUUGUCCUCCUUUUCACCCUCCUUAGCUUCUGUCCCAUCCUAAGCCCCCCUCAUCCACCUCCUAGCCCCUUCGCCCUCCACCUUGGUAUAGUCAUAGGUAAUUAUGGGACUUCCCAUCAUGGUGAGUUGGAAGCCCUGAGCGCUGUGCUACCCAGCUUGCUUUGGUCUGUGUUGCUUUGUGAAAACAGAGAGACAUUUGCGUCCUCACCUUCAUCUGCAAGAUGAGCUACGGUGGUGCUGGACCACUUGGAUCAUCAGAGGCAAUGUCAGAAAAGAGAUAUCAAGCCACCCAACCACCCCGUCAAGCCUACAACCAUCCCAUCACCUUCUCCAUCCAGACAAGGGAGGGUGAAAAGGACAGGCCGAUCUCCUCGUCAAAGGCCUCCCACCACAGACUGGAGAACUGAGGUUGCGUGUCCACCUUCACCUCUGUCUGUCAGAGGGACAGCAGGACUCCUCCUCCUUCUCCUUUCCUCCAUCUCAGAGUCUCAUCGCUCUGUCAUUUGCCUCUUGUAAGAGGCUGUGGACCAUUCAGCCAGUAAUAGCCACCAUAGAAGAAAAAUAGCAGAAAAAUAAAAGAACUGUUAAGUAUACAAAAUGUCACGUAUAAACUGCUGAAGUGAUGAGUAUUCUAAACAUACAGUAUAUUUAGGUUUUAACAUGAAAAGGAAGUUAAGUGUAAAAAAGACAUGAAUUAGUUUAUGCGCUAUAUCUACUUGCCAAAAUGAGAUAUACUUUCGUGUGGUCUUAUUUUUAUAGCCAAAACACGAAGAGGAUAUGGAUUUAGAUUUAGGAUAAAGCUCGAGAGGAAGAGGAGACACUCGGCAGCUGAAUGCUGACUCAUAAUUACAGAUUAAUGCUUUUAAAAGACAUCCACUGGGGAUUAACGUAAUUACACGAUGGUAAUCUCAUUUUCUUGAAGUAUUUUUCCUCGUACUUACUAUUUGAGGUUAGUGCUAUCUGGCUUUUAUUGUAAAAUAUGAAUCAGUGUUCGGUUGCUGCAGGAACUUGUUGUGUAGUAUUCUCCUUUACGAUUAAUCGACCACGCUGACCUCGGGUUUGGACUGAUGUUUAAAGGGGGGAAAAAAAAUCUCUGCACCCUCUGAUGAAAAAGCUCACCUCUGCCACUCCUCAUGAGGCUUCUCCAACAACCUCGACUAACGUUCCUAACCGCGAUUUGUAUUCGUGCUUUACUUUUGUCACACACUCAAAUCUCCCCGCCAUAGUAGUUCCAGUUUUUUUGUCCCUUCCUUUCUUCCUCGUCUGUGCUUGGGUUGGGGGGGGUGCUAAUCAUUUUUCUUUUGGUGUGUGCUUGUAUUACCUUUGACUGAUGCUGUUCAAACUUCAAAACCAUUCGCUGCUGGGGGAUAGGGGCUUAUCAACAUUUCCAACAAAAGUGCAGAAGAGGCCACUAAAUAUGGUGAUCAUGUGCAGUAAGUAGUGUGGUUGUAAUCCAUCGCAGUUUGUCAUUUGAUCAUGUGUGAAAAGUCAUUUUAGACUCCCAUGUUUAGGAGCCGCUCUGUUUCAUAGUGCCUUGAUGCACUUUGUUUUGGAACGCAUCGGCUGUAUAAGAGUAGAGCUACUGUAUAGUACCUUUAUAAAGCAGCCGUCUUUGAGGCUUUGGACACUACAGGAGCCUAAGACUGAAUCUGUUGGCUAAAGAAAUAGCUUUACACAGAGCCAUCAAACUGACUGGCUCGGCUUAAUGUAUUUUCCCCUCUUGGCUGUUGUUGCUGUACUCCUCCAACGCCACCUGACUGUCAUCAUAUGGAGUUACUAUACCGUUCCUUUACAAAGCCAUGUAUAGAGCUACACUAUCAGUAUACAGCGACUUAACUGGCCAUAGAGCUUUUUCUGUGUUGUUUUCUUUUCCUUUCUUUUAGGGCCACCUGACUGCUAUAGUUCUGCCUGAAUCGUAUGUGUUUGUGUGUGGAUGUAUGCGCGUUAGUUUAAAAACCCUCAAAGGGAAUGUCUUUUUAAAUGAGUCGUGGAGCGCUCGGGGGAAGCAGUUGUGCUCGUGUAACUGUUUUUCCUCGGCGUGUUGCGACAGACAAAAAAAAACAAACAGUGUUGCUGUGGAGAAAAGGGGGGGAUUUUAUGAAAACAAAAGGAGAUCCAUGUUGACUGCUUAAAUAUUAAUAUACGGGGGCAGAGGAGGCAGAAAGAAUGUGUAGUUCAUCAGUGUUUUCUGUUUCAAAACCUCGCUAAAUGCCUUAGUGUUACACGUAUGGAGCUCCGAUACCCCCACAUAACCCUCUUUCUCACACACAAAUCGAUCCUGAAAUAUUUCACUCCCCUGGGCUUUUUUUUCUUGGUGUUAUGCAGUAAAUAUAGUGAGCUCUAAUUUUAUAUUUUUACGUCUCGGAAUGAUUAGUUAUCGAUCGAUGCCUGUUUGAUUAAAUGCUUGAAAGUGGGUGGAAGUUUUUAAAAUUAAAAAAAAAAAAAAAAAAGACAAAGAAAAAAAAGCCUCUGACCUUCGAUGUUCACAUCCCACCCAAGACUUGCCGUAGUAUUGCUCAGGUGGGAUGAUUCACUCGACAUUUUGAAGCUUAACUAGACACUCUGUACAGUCGUAGGUACUAUUUGAUGUGACAAAUGUUGCUGGCACAGUAACUGCAGCUCAGCUCUGGACAAAUCAGAGGAAAAACAAAAUUCAUACUGUUAAAGACAAUGAAAAUCAGAAUGAGCAUUUCCAAUGUGGCCCGUUACUAUCUGAUGCUGGAUGCAGUUUCACUUUUCUGCCAUCUGUUUGUCUCUGUCCUGUGCCACUAUUCUGUCUGUAUUUCUCUAUUUCCACUGUCUGUAAAUGAACGCUACACGUGCCUGUGGAAAUGUACCCCCUGCAACUUACUCUCCUUUUCCUGACUGUGUGCGCACACAAUCUCACUCCCAAACUGAAUACACUCUGUGCACCUGCAUUCAGACAUUAUGCACACACACGCACACACCUAUAAGCAACCAUGUAAUGACACUGACUCAUCCCCCCGCUGGGAGAUGUCAAACACCAGGAAGAAGUAAGCCAAGGACGUCACCUUCCAGGUGUUUUUAUUUUAUUUUAUUUAUUUUUUCGUGAGCGGACGGGAUGUCAGAGGCAAGCUCAGGGAGUGGGUCUCCACAGAGCAUCACGAGCCUGGUAAACAGAAGGUCGUGGGAGAGACAUCUAGUGACGUCUGUGUGUGCAUCCUGAUGGAAAAUAGCUUCCGAAGGGACACACACGUCUGAUUUCUGUGGUUUGACAAAUUUAAUUUUGCCAAAAAAAAA
Neolamprologus brichardi is the source of this 6954-nucleotide messenger RNA. RefSeq names its product calcium voltage-gated channel auxiliary subunit alpha2delta 2a (gene cacna2d2a). Gene Ontology annotation, cellular component: voltage-gated calcium channel complex. Gene Ontology annotation, molecular function: voltage-gated calcium channel activity. Lineage: Eukaryota; Metazoa; Chordata; Actinopteri; Cichliformes; Cichlidae. The record is from RefSeq and is a predicted model, not a curated record.